AUGGAUCGGGUGGUCUUUAGGGUGCGGCAGCUUCCGCCCCAUGUUGACCGACUAGAUGCUGUCCAGCUUGUCAGUAAGGCUCUGGGGGUCGAGCCGACAGCCAUCCGCAUCUUCUCUCUGGCACGCUCUGUUGACCCAUGGAUCCCGACCAAGAUUGCCACCCUUAUGUUCGAUGACGCCUCUGUGGCCACGGAGAUUCUUGAAGGGGCGAAACGACCGAACAUCAACAAGCGCGCCGACGAGUGGAAUGUCAAAGUCGACAGCUUGCCUCAUGAACUGAUCAUUGAUAAGCAUUUUCGAGGCUUGACUCCUUUGCAUGAUCCCACAUCCCAUGUCGCGGAUUGUAUUGCGAUAUCAGGACUGGCGAGCCACCCUUUCGGGUCCUGGCAGCCGCAAGGCGGCUCCAAGACGUUCAUGUGGAUUAGAGAUGCGUUACCGCAUUCGUUGCCGCACGUUAGGCCUAUUCUGUACGGCUACGAUACGACACUUCAUGGGAGCAGUUCAUUCCAAUCUAUCUUUGACAUAGCCUUGGGACUGAUUAAUCAACUGAAAGCUCACGGUUGGUCGUCGCCCAACUGCAAACCCCUGGCCUUCCUUGCGCAUAGUCUGGGAGGCAUUGUCUUGAAACAAGCAUUCAUCGCUCUUGCGAACAAAAUCGAGCGCGAUGAUCCUAUCCUUCGAUCCUCGCAUCUUAUGGCUUUAGUUGAGGGCCAACCAAACAGAGCACUCGUCGCGGAUCUCUCGCCUGAUUCCCUCUAUCUUCAACAGCUUGAUGUGCAGUUCAACGGAAUCUCUUGUCUCCAAGAAGCUCUACUUUUCUGGUGUUACGAAACCCAGAAGUCACCCACAGUGGUUCGAGAUUCGAAUGGAGAAUGGUCAAGAACGGGCCCUCAGGAGGUAUUGGUCACCCCCGACUCUGCUACGCAUGGAUUAUAUACCUCGGGCGGGAAGUCUCAGACGAUAUUUCCAAUAAAUGAAAAUCACUCUAGCAUGGUAAAAUUCUCGGAGAAUGAUCCAAACUUCUUGAUCGUCGUACAGAAACUGGCACAGAUUCUUUCUAUUGAAGGACUCACCCGCACCAGAAGCAACGAGUUUAGCGCACCUCGCCCAACACUCGAGGUAUUCAAUAACAAGAGUGACGGCCCUGGGCAUGCGCUUAUAAACAAAACCCCUUCAUACGAUGUUAUCCUGAAGUCACUCCAAGCACCUGAGAGAGAUCGCCGGCUUGAACAAAUCGAAGAAAAGUAUCAGAACACGUUUGACUGGAUAUACGAUCGGGCGGAGGCGAAUUUCAGUCAUUGGCUCCAGACGGGGAGCGGCCUUUUCUGGAUCAACGGCAAGCCAGGCUCAGGCAAAUCCACGUUAAUGAAGUUCAUAUUCCAGGAUCACCGGACUUCUGCUCUACUUCACAGCUGGAAUGGAAGCAGAAUGACCCGUGUGGCGUUCUUUUUCCAUUAUCGGGGGACUGCAAUGCAGAAAUCAUUCGAAGGCCUUCUUCGAAGCAUUCUGUCACAGCUCAUUAGAAACUGUCCGAACCUCUGCCGCUUCCUUCAACGACUAUUCGACCAAGAUUCCUUGACCCCGGAAGAUUGGACGUUGCAAAGAUUGCAGAGAGGCUUUCACGACAUUAUCAAGCAGGAUGAGGAACCACUACAUCUCUGCCUCUUUCUUGACGCCAUAGACGAAUAUGACGGACGGUUAGAGUUCAUAUGCAAGUUUCUCAUAGACUUAGGCUCGAUCCGUCCUACAGCCAAGAAGCAAGUCAAGGUGUGUUUCUCAAGUCGCCCUUGGGACAUUUUCAUGGUUACUUUCCGGCGCUGCCUUGGUUUCAGUAUCCAAGACUUCACCCAAGCAGACAUCGGGGACUAUUGUCUGGGAACUAUCAAGGAGGAACGGCUAUCAGCAGCCUCACUUGAGGAGCUGAUACCCGAAAUCGUUAUGCGCUCACGGGGCGUGUUCUUGUGGGUGAGACUGGUUGUCAAAGACCUUGCGGAUGCCACAAGGACAACACAGAUGUCCAAGAGCGAUUGCGAGGCAUUGCUAAACUCUUACCCCACCGAACUGGAAUUAUAUUACGGUGAAAUCGUCGAACGUAUCCCGCACGCGCAUAGAUGGAAAGCAUAUUCUAUGCUGGAAGUAGCAGUGCGAUCGAAAGAAUCAUUGCGCCCUGUCGAGUUUCUCUGUGCUGUCCAGUGCUCCGAGUGCAAGACCUUCCAAGAGGGUUGUAGCAUGCUACAGAAACUCAUGCACUCAAAAGCCCAAGACUUCGCUCUCUUAGUGAGACAACAGUCCAGGAUAUACUGCGGUGGCUUGAUCGAAGUCGUAGGUGAUUCGACGGACGCUUACAUACAGGUUCUACAUCAGACUGUAGAAGAUUUCGUACGAGAUCCAAAGUUUAAGAGAUCGGUGCUUGGAGAUCGAGCGAAGAUUACAGUUGAGAAUGGCAAUACGUUCCUCGCAAAAGGAUGUUUUCUCAGCGAGGCCUAUCAGCUCCGCCAGUUCUAUACUGCAGAAUACACACGUCCGCAAUCCAUCUCUUCUACCCAAGUAGAAACCAUAUGGCAAUCUACUGCCCGUGGUACUACUCAGCGACCUCAUGGGAUCUAUUCCAGAGCCGCAGAACAAACGAGUGGCCGCAGCAUCAAGACUUUCCUUGACAGUAUCCCAAACGGGCUGUUGACAUUGCUAUGCCCGAUCUCCAACACUCAGACGACCCCCCUUGCUUACGCGGCUUCGACUGGCCUCCGUUUGUACAUCGUGGAAUCGCUGGCACGUACUCCCAAUCUCCUGCGGGACUCCCGUGAGAGUCUCCUGACCUAUGUCAUCAACCCGCAAGUUUCACUCAAGGACGAAGAUUUUGUUCAAACAGCCCGACUCCUCCUGGACAAUGGGUACACAUUCCACCAAGAUCCAGACGCAUUCAGCACUCUAGUUUUGAAAAUAUUUCAAGGAGAAGAUAUGGAUCUGUUAGUGAACGAGAACGAGGAGAUGACGGUUGAGGAUCUUCACAUAGGACUUGCUGGCUUUCUUCUAGAACGUGGAGCUUGUGUCGACACCAGAGUCCGCAUGAAUGACAAGGGUGCCCAAUGUACUCCACUACACAUAAGCACAUUAUCCUUAGCCAGGUUGCUUUUGGAGAAAGGCGCUCAGGUUAAUGCUUUGGACUCGGACAAAAGGACACCCCUCGACUACGUGUGUUCCAGAAAGGUGGGAUGGGGGCCUAACCUAUCUGGAACUGGGAAAUACGAUUGGGACGAGCGUCAGAUGACUUUCGAGGAACUAUACGAUUUGACCUGCCUUUUAGCGACAAGUGGAGGCAAGGUCAAGAAAACGAAGGUCAGAUCCAUGAAGCUACGCCUUGACGAGUACGCUAUGAAAGGCUGGGCAACGUCGAACCUACGAGAGAGUCUCAUUCCUCCACGGAAAUCACGUUGCUCGGUGCAGUGA
Molecule: messenger RNA, 3447 nt
Organism: Neoarthrinium moseri
Lineage: Eukaryota; Fungi; Ascomycota; Sordariomycetes; Amphisphaeriales; Apiosporaceae
Exons: 5
Coding region: 1-3447 (1148 amino acids)
Source: RefSeq, a predicted model, not a curated record